CCCAGUGGUACCUAUAUCAACUAGCUACCUAGAUCAGAUACCCACUAGGCUAUAGCUAGGUAGUAGCCAGAUAUGAAAGUUACAACCAAGUCUACCUAACCCUGUGGUAAAUGUGGUAUGAAAUUUACUGCGAAAUCUUUACUGGAUUCACCCUGCAACAGACUCGCGUCUGAAAUCAGCCGCUUAGCCUCGGUACUAGCCUACUACCUAGGCUAGCUACCUGUUGCCUGUCACAGUGGUAUAGUACCUAGAUAGUUUGGAAUGAUGAAAACCAUUGGCAUCAUUGGAGCAGGGGCAGCUGGUCUGUGUGGUGCACGCCAUGCCUUGGCAGCAGCUGGAAUGACACCCAUUGUUUGGGAGCAGUCUACCAAAGUUGGUGGAACUUGGGUGUAUACUCCAGAGUUGGGCAAAGACAAGUAUGGGCUGCCCAUUCACUCCAGCAUGUACAAAAACUUGAAGACAAACCUGCCAAAGGAAACAAUGGCAUUUCCAGACUUUCCCUUUCCUGAUGGCGAAGAAUCUUUUAUUCAUCACACAGAAGUUCUCAAGUACUUGGAAAGUUAUUGUGACCAUUUCAACAUUAAGCCUUAUAUUAAGUUCAGGCAUCAUGUUCAAGAAGUGUCACCUGUGAUGAAAGAGGAAAGCCCACCUGCUUGGAAUGUAACAGUCAAGGACUUGGAGACUAAUGUAUCCUCAACCACUACUUGUGAUGCUUUGUUAAUCUGUAAUGGACACUACUCAAUCCCAAGGAUACCACACAUAAGGAACAUUGACUGUUUUAAGGGAAGGAAGAUCCAUAGUCAUGACUAUCGUGAACCUUUUCUGUAUAAAGAUGAUACUGUGGUAAUCUUGGGUGCUGCAUCAUCUGGUUUAGAUAUCUGUCUAGAGAUUUCUGGAGUUGCUAGGAAGGUUUUUUUGUCCCACAAUCAGCCUGUAAAUCAUCCCUCGGAUUUCCCAGCUAAUGUAGAGCAAGUGCGUGGCGUUGUGGAGGCAACAGAAAAUGGGUUCAAUUUGAUGGAUGGGUCGCACAUUGAAGCUGAUGUCAUUAUGUUCUGUACAGGAUAUGAGUUUUCGUUCCCCUUCUUAACAAAAGACUGUGGUAUCACAGUUGAAGAUAAUGUUGUAAAGCCACUGUAUAAGCACUUGAUUCAUUCUGCUUAUCCAUCCAUGGCUUUCAUUGGCAUCCCAUUUCUUGUGUGUCCAUUCCCACUGUUUGACUUUCAGGUGCAGCUCAUGUUAAGGGCAGUAGCUGGAAUGAUAUCCUUACCUAGCAAAGUAGCAAUGGAGAAUGAUACAAGGUUAGACUUUGAGGGUCGUCUCUUGAAUGGUCUUCCUCAACGGCAUUUUCACAGAAUGGGACGUUUUCAUUGGUCGUAUAGUGACUCUCUGGCUGAGAUUGCUGGUUUGCCAGGUAUUUCAACGGCUGUCAAGAGUCUUUUUGAUGAGGUUCAUAGGAGGAGACGUCUUGAGUUGAUGACAUUUAGAAAAGCUCAAUAUACUUUAAUUAGUUCUGAAAAAUUUGAUGUAUUAGGCAGCAGUUAUAAGAAAUAGCAAACUGUUGAUUCCAUUACUAUAAUACUGCUUUAUUACAUUUAUUGCUGAACACAUAUCAAAGGUGGCAUUAUGAAAGAAUUAAGAUUAUCUUACCUUUUGUGGUGUUGCUAAAUCAAGUUAGUUUGUGUAUCAAAUAAGCCAUUGUAAUUGGGUCAUUAUAUGGCAUGUACAGUAAGGCAUUUUUAACAGUGAUUCUUGCUGCUUGUAUAGAUAAUAACAACACUAGUUGUUAUUUAUUUCUACCCCCAGCUGCAAUGCUUUUUUCCAUUUCUCAUUCAUUCCUUCUGGGCUUCUCCCACAUAGCACCAACUUCCGUUAUACUUUACGAAGCUCCAGUUUUCCCUUGCUUAAAGAAAGAUAAGGUGAUUCAGCAGUCAAGUGAAAUUAUUUUGAAAGUCCAGUGUUAGGUGCAUCAUAAUUGAGGCUCAGUAUUUUGCAAGAAACAUUUUUUCCUUUGUUAUGGAAGAGAUAGUUUUAUACCAAUGAAGAUAUGUAGCUGAUGUUCUUAGCAAGACCUUCGUCAGUGAAUGAAUAAUGGCGAUGUUAGUUAACCUAAAAAUUAAAGAAAUCCAACAGCCUACUAUAUCUUAGUUGAUUUAGAGAACUCUUCUUACCAAUGAAUUUUUAGGGUUUAUUUAAAAUUCUGUCUCCAUAGAUUCAUCAAAUGGUGACUAGAGUGGCAAUGACCUUUGAUUAACAGACGAGAAUAUGUUGAUGGAUGAUCCAGAAUAAGAGAAAAUGAAGAAUCAAGUUAUAAGAGUCAACAUAUAACUUCUCUUUGAUAUUUCUUUCUGCCUUUUACUUUAAAGGAAUUCCAGUUUGUCUUCCCUCACAUAGCUGUCACACUUCUCGUUUACCUUCCUCCUUGUUCCAUCAUUUGAUCUAAAACAAAUCCUUUAGGCAAUCCUUAUGAUUCUAGAAGUGUGAUUCAGUGUUCUUGUUAAACCACAGUACUAGUUGAUAAGUUAUAGAAAUAUUUGAAAAAAAAAAACAAAAAACUGAAGCUAAGAUCAAUGUACAUAGAGGAACUAAAUGGUAAGGUGUACACAAUCUUCCUUGGAUAGUAAAGUACAGUUGUAUAUGGCUGUCAGUUGUGAGUGAGUGCAUUAAAAGCUGGCAUGUUUUAAAACUUGAGAGCAUUGUUUAAUGCUUCUCAGAGUCUACCUACACAGUUUUAUCAAAGUAUUAUUUGUCUUCCUUUACUAUCAUUAAUCUUUAUUCACCAUUGCCUCCUCAAAUAGGAGUAUGCAUGUUCCCUAAAGUAUGAGUAAGAAACUAGACAAUUUAAUAGUAAGGCAACGUUAGGACAUUAAGGUAAGAACUGAACUAAAGAAAAUCACAAGAAUUGUUUGCAUGGGAGCAUUAGAACACCAAUCAAGAGCACAGUGAAGCCUUUGAAAAAUAAAAUUAUCAACUGAUGAAAAGAGUGGUGUGCUUCAGUAACAUCACUUUGAUGGCCUCUUGAAGCUUGAAAUUUUAGAAAUUGUAGUUUUGACCAUAUGAAACUCCUUAGCCAGAUCAGUGGCUUGGACGCAACUUUCAAGUCUUGCUAUGAGUUUCUUGGAAACGCUUGUCAUUUUUCUGUCUGUGUCCUUUCGGUUUGUUGUCAUCCUCUAACCUCAUUAGGCCCCAUGAUAAUUUAUUUCUUGUAUAAUCACCAAAAAAAAAAUCAAAGAAACAUGAGAUAGUUUAGAAGAGUUGUACACUGACUGCAAGCUUCAGGUAAAUUUCUCACUUCCCUUUUGUUUCAGCUGGGCAUCGCACACACAUGAACAUAAUCUCAAACAUGCUUUAACACCUUUGUGAUUUACAUAUACAGUAGUAUCUGUAUUCUUAAAGAUGCUUUCUUGAAUGACCUGGUAAGUUUUGAGGCACAUGCACCAAAAAUUUCUUAUAAUACAAUAAAAGAUAAGAUAGUGCAUUUUUCCCAUUAGUACAGCUUGGGUAGCUGAGUAGCACUGCCUGAACUUCCCACAACAGUGGUCCUGCAUACACCCCACUCACGACUUGAUAGAUUUCUAUAGACAACAAAGGCUGAUAGAGGCUUGGACAUCAAUCGCAUGUGCAUGUUUGGUCCCUAGUACGUUGCAUCUGCUCAUGAGCCUCCUUAAACCUUUAAACUAUCUUGGGAAGUUGGUUUAUUGUCUUAUUCAGAUUUUAAAGGGUUUGCUGGCUGAGCCCUUUUCUUAAUAUUUUUGUAAAAAGGUCAGCUUUCAUCUGUUUCCUGUCCCCCUCCCCAUGUUGGAUUUCAUAGCUAAUGGCAUUGCCUUUUCAAAGCUUAGAUAUACAUGUGAUAGAUAUAAUUGUUUGCAUCCCUAAGGUUCACAGUUAUCAAAAACGUUAGCCCUCUUUGGUUAUUGAAAUCUUAGUUGGUGCAAGAAAAUAAUUUUUCACACUUGAAUCUUGUAAUUUUACAUACUGAUUUUAAGAACACAUCUCAGCAAGAAAUAGAUGCAUUUUCAUGUUCUUUGGAUUAUGAGUUAAUGUAUGAUUAUAUUAAAAUAAUUUCCUUUGUGUGUCAUUCCAUGUUGUUAUUCAUUCUGCUGUAAACCUUAAAUAUAGUACAGGCAGCCCCCGGAUUUAAGGCGUUUGCCUCAUGUCGCUGUUAACCUGCUUUAAAACGCUGUAACAAGGAGUGCUGUUGCUAUUUAUUCCCAUUGUAAUUAUGAUGAUUCCG
This is a messenger RNA of Macrobrachium nipponense, 4231 nucleotides long. RefSeq lists its product as uncharacterized. NCBI's taxonomy places the organism in Eukaryota, Metazoa, Arthropoda, Malacostraca, Decapoda, Palaemonidae. The record is from RefSeq and is a predicted model, not a curated record. Gene Ontology annotation, molecular function: flavin adenine dinucleotide binding; N,N-dimethylaniline monooxygenase activity; NADP binding. The transcript has 8 exons. Bases 262 to 1551 code for a protein of 429 amino acids.